AUGUCUGGCAGACAGUUAAGACGAGGGAGACGCGGUGAUCAAAAGGAUGGACGAAGGAACAAUGUGUCUGAUGAAAUAUUUGCUGAGAGUAUGAAGACGCUGCAAUCAGAAAACAGAAAUGCCACAGAUUCACGACUGAAGCAUACUGAAAUUGACUUUCGUGUGGAAGAAAACCGCAAAGCACAUCACACCGAUGAAUACGAGAGCAAGAAUCUCAUUGUAAGACGAGGACAACAGUUCAAGAUAUCCGUAACAUUUGACAGGCCAGUUAAUGUAGAACAACAUCAAAUUAUCCUACAGCUUGCUACUGGCUCUCGUCCCAAGCAAAGCAAGAAAUCAAUCAUACGUUUAAAGGCCGCCGAUAGUCUUUCCUCGUCAUCGUGGGGUAUGCACAUAGUAGAACAUCGUGGAGAAAUUGUGGAAAUGUCCGUCAUGUCACCUGCUGAUGCCAUCGUUGGAGAGUAUUCAGUGUUUGUUGAGACCAGAUCCAAAGAUCUUGAUGGGAAUUACCGCAGCUACAGAAAGGUUGAAGCCGAGAAAAUAUGCAUUCUAUUCAACGCAUGGUGCAAAGACGACAGUGUUUUCAUGGAGAAUGAAGAUCACCGCCAAGAGUAUGUCCUCGAUGAGCACGGUCGUAUAUGGAUUGGCAGCAAAAACCGUUAUCGUGGCAUCCCUUGGAACUUUGGGCAGUUUGAAUCGGUAUCUCUUGAGACUUGCUUGAAGCUACUAGAUAUGGCAGAAGUGAAAGACCAAGUGCGAGGUUAUCCGCACCGUAUCUGUCGAGCUAUAUCUAAAAUGGUGAACUCAAAGGAUGAUGAUGGUGUUCUUAUUGGAAAUUGGAGCGGAUAUUAUGCAGACGGCACGUCACCGAGAGCAUGGGCAGGCAGUGUUGCCAUUCUAAAGGAAUUUUCUAAAAAGAAAAAUCCCGUGAAAUAUGGACAAUGCUGGGUGUUUUCUGGAUUAGUAACAACACUUCUUCGUGCCAUAGGGAUCCCAACUCGUAGCGUCACUAACUUUGAGUCGGCACAUGACACUGACCAAAGCAUGACCAUCGAUUUUCAUUUUGAUGAAGAAGACAAUCCAAUACACACAAUGAAUGAAUCCGUAUGGAACUUCCAUGUGUGGAACGAGUCGUAUUUCACUCGUCCAGAUAUUCCGCCUGGCUAUGAUGGCUGGCAGGCACACGAUGCCACACCACAGGAGGUCAGUGAUGGUGUGUAUCAGUGUGGCCCAUGYCCUCUUAAAGCCAUCCAAAGUGGAGAGGUAUACCUACCUUACGACACAGGAUUCGUGUUUGCUGAAGUCAACGGUGACAGGGUCUACUGGCAAGUAGACGCAGAAGGGGAAAUGUCCGUAUCUGUGAUAGAUAAAAAAAGCAUUGGGAAAUCCAUUAGCACUAAGGCUGUCGGCACUAACGAGAGAGAGGAUCUCACCAAUAUGUACAAGUUUCCUGAGGGUAACCACAAAGAAAGAAAGGCCGUUCAACUCGCAAACAAAUAUAGCUCGAGCAAAGACAAAGACAUCUACUCCACCGAAACCUCGCACGAUGUUGACUUUAAGGUAUUAACGAGUGAGGAGGUGACUAUUGGAGAAAACUUCGACAUCAAGUUGGAAAUCAAGAAUAAGUCUUAA
Molecule: messenger RNA, 1632 nt
Organism: Actinia tenebrosa (Australian red waratah sea anemone)
Lineage: Eukaryota; Metazoa; Cnidaria; Anthozoa; Actiniaria; Actiniidae
Product: protein-glutamine gamma-glutamyltransferase K
Biological process (GO): peptide cross-linking
Molecular function (GO): protein-glutamine gamma-glutamyltransferase activity
Source: RefSeq, a predicted model, not a curated record